GGUGGCCAAUCAGCGUCGAGUAAAAGAUGGCGUCGGUGAGGAGACGCCGAGGAACGAGAGCCGAGCGCCGUACGGUCGGUAAACACCACUGGAACCGACUUCAUUGCAAUUGAGACAACGGCGGCAGUUGAUGUUUAUCGCCCAACGUACACCUGGAAGUGAUCCUCAGCGGUGUCGGUGCUUCCGCUCCUGGUUUGCUUGCUAUUGUUUUCGGCCUCAGGGGUAGCUCGUUAGCGUCAAGUUGGAAAAAGCUCCGCUCGCGCAAGCUAGCCGAGUAGCUUCAUCGGGUUCCUGGAUUGUUCUCAUGGACAUUCAUGGACUCAAAACAGCGACAAAAACACGUUCUGUAUUUGUCUCGUUCUUUUCUGCUUUCUUUUCACCUUAUGACCCAAUAUGUGUGAAGUGGAUUAAAAGUGAAGUGGUGGAGUAGAAAAAGGGGGGGACCAGCCUAACCGGAGCCAGUUGGCUGUCAUGUAUUUCCUCACCGGCUGGCCACGGAGGCUCAUGUGCCCGCUGAAGAGCGCGGAGGAGCCCUUCCACAUCCAGCCCAGUUCGCAGCGCUUCUACUUCGCCCUGCUUUCCGAAACGCAGCUCAGCAUCUGGUUCAGUCGGCCGAGCGUUUUGAUUGCGAGCUACGUCGAGUCUACCAAGGCAGUGGCGCAGUUUGGAUUCUACCAGAAGGCCGAAUGGAAACCGGACGACUCCAUGAUAGCCGUGGCGACCGCCAAAGGCUACGUCCUCUUGUUCUCUGUACUGGGCGCUGGGGAUGACAAGAACCUCUACGAGCCAAUCUACCCAAAGGGCAGCCCCCGUGUGAAGGUGACCCCGGGUUACAAGGAGGAGCAAUGCGCCCCCGCUUUGUCGCUGGAGAUAAAGAACCCUGUCGAUCUGGAGGCCCCCGUCACCAGUCUCCAAUCCCUCCAGGAGGAACUACUGGUGUGCACGGCAGACGGCUACCUCCACGUGCUGCAUUGGGACGGCCUGGGCGGCAACGGACGCAAGGCCAUCUGCCUCACCGCUGUCCCCUUCUCGCUCGACCUGCAGUCUGCCAGAGGUGGCCCGUCUCUGGAUCUGGAAGGCGUUCAUAUCCGCUGCGUGGAGUACUGCGAGACGCUGGACGGCUUCGCCGUGGUGCUCAGCGACGGCCGUCUGGGUUUCAUCACGCCGCUCAGCAGCACCAUCACUGCAGACCAGCUGCAGGGCGUGUGGGCCGCUGAUGUGAGCGACGGCACGUGCGUGGCUGUCAACAACAAGUACAGACUGAUGGCAUUUGGCUGCGCCAGCGGGUCGGUGCUGGUUUACAUGAUCGACACUACAACCGGGUCUAUGCAGCUCUCCCACAAACUGGAACUGACCCCAAAACACUACCCAGACAUCUACAACAAGACGGGUCCAGUGAAGCUCAUUUGCUGGUCGCCUGACUACAGUGUCGCCAUGGUGACGUGGGAGUGCGGCGGCCUAUCGCUGUGGAGCGUCUUUGGCGCUCAGCUCAUCUGCACGCUGGGAGAGGACUUUGCGUAUCGAUCUGACGGCACCAAGAAGGAUCCACUUAAAAUCAGCUCCAUGAGCUGGGGAGCAGAAGGCUACCACUUGUGGGUUCUUCCCGCCAAGCUGGUGAGGAGGCGAACACAGGAGGAGCAGGAAAAGGAGGAGAUGACGGAGGAAGCGCAGAUGACCACGCCGUCGCCGCAAGCUGGCAUCUUACAGUUUCACUUCAUCAAGAGCGCCCUCACCGUCAACCCCUGCACGAGUAACCAGGAGCAGGUGCUGCUGCACGGCGAGGAUCGCCUCUACUUGACGUGCGGCGACAUGGCGCAGGCCCACAGCAGGUCCGACACGCAGCAUCAGCAACGCUUGGACCCUCACGACGAAAGCCCCCCGCACCCUCACCAUCACCUCAACUCCCCCCUAUCUCAGGGACUUAGCACUUUACUGGGACACAAGCACUGGCACGUGGUCCAGAUUCAUAGCACAUACUUAGAGAGCAACUGGCCUAUACGGUUUGCAGCCAUAGACACAGCAGGGCAGUGCAUGGCUGUGGCAGGAAGGCGAGGCUUUGCACAUUACUCCUUGUAUACCAGGAAAUGGAAACUGUUUGGAAACAUCACUCAGGAGCAGAACAUGGCGGUGACAGGCGGUCUGGCUUGGUGGAACGACUUUGUCGUGGUGGCCUGUUACAAUUUCAUCGACCAGCAAGAGCAGCUGAGAUUGUAUCAGCGCUCGUCGAACCUGGACAACGCCUUUGCGUCGGUCACCAAACUGCAUUCUGAUACGCUGCUGCUCAACGUUUUCCGGGACGUGGUCAUCCUGUUCCGAGCCGACUGCUCCAUCUGCCUCUACAGCAUCGAGAGGAGGAGCAACAGUCCUAACCCGACAGUUAGUGUGGAGCUGCUACAGGAAGUAUCCAUGUCCCGCUACAUCCCCCACCCCGCCCUGGUGGUCUCUGUCACGCUCACCUCGGUGCGCACCGAGACGGGCAUCACGCUGAAAGCCCCGCAGCAGGCCUGCAUGGCAGAGAGCAUCAUGUUGAACCUGGCCGGCCAGUUGAUCAUGCUACAGCGGGACCGAUCCGGGCCGCAGGUACGAGAGAAGGAGACGCCUGCCAACAACAAGAAGCUGCUACCAUUCUGCCCACCGGUGGUGCUGGCCCAGUGCGUGGAGAACGUGUGGACCACCUGUCGGUCGGACAGGAAGAAGCGGCACCUGCUGGAGGCCUUGUGGCUCUCCUGCGGCGAAGCGGGCAUGAAGGUGUGGAUGCCUCUGUUCCCGCGGGACCACCGCAAGCCGCACUCGUUCCUGUCGCGGCGCAUCAUGCUGCCCUUCCACAUCAACAUCUACCCGCUGGCCGUGCUGUUCGAGGACGCGUUGGUGCUGGGCGCCACCAACGAGACGGUGCUGUACGACGGGCUGCAGGGUUCCUCCGAGCCGCUGGAGGCGCUGUUUCCUUUUUGCACGGUAGAGAGGACCUCGCAGAUCUACCUGCACCACAUCCUCAGGCAGCUGCUGGUUCGCAACCUGGGCGAGCAGGCGCUGAUGCUGGCUCAGUCGUGCGCCUCGCUGCCGUACUUCCCUCACGUGAUGGAGCUGAUGGUCCACGUGGUGCUGGAGGAGGAGGCCACGUCGCGGGAGCCCAUCCCCGACCCGCUGCUGCCCACCGUGGCCAAGUUCAUCACAGAGUUCCCGCUCUUCCUCCAAACCAUCGUGCACUGCGCCCGCAAGACCGAGUACGCCCUGUGGAACUACCUAUUCGCCGCCGUGGGGAACCCCAAGGAUCUUUUCGAAGAGUGUCUCAUGGCUCAAGACCUGGACACGGCCGCCUCGUACUUGAUCAUACUGCAGAACAUGGAGGUUCCGGCUGUGAGCAGACAGCACGCCACGCUGCUUUUCAAUACGGCACUGGAGCAGGGCAAGUGGGACCUCUGCCGUCACAUGAUCCGCUUCCUGAAGGCGAUUGGUUCAGGGGAGAUGGAGACGCCGCCCCCAACGCCCACCACGCAGGAGCCCAGCUCAACCGGCGGCUUCGAGUUCUUCCGAAAUCGCAGCAUCAGUUUGUCCCAGUCUGCUGAUUCAGUAAGCACGGGCAAGUUCAACUUACAGAAGACCUUCAGCAUGCCUGCCGGACCCUCGAACAAAGGGCGGGACGGCGAGUGCGCCGAGAACAUGUACAUCGACAUGAUGCUGUGGCGCCACGCCCGCCACCUUCUGGAGCAGGUGCGCCUCCGCGACCUGGGCUGCUUCUCCGCCCAACUGGGUUUCGAGCUCAUCGGCUGGCUGUGCCGCGAGCGCAACCGCGUGGCCCGCGUGGAUGACUACGUCUUGGCCCUAAAGAAACUCCAUAAGGACUUCCUGUGGCCGUUCCCGGUCAUUCCCGUGGCCAACCUCAGCUCGCCGUUGAAGAAUGGUCGGUGUCGCCCUGUGCUGAACACGCUGCUCCUCAAGUCCCAGUCGGCCGACAGCCUGCUGAACAGCGACAUGGACACGGUUCCCCCUCCCGCCGCUCCCGCCAACCACACCUGGAUGGACGGCCUCAGUCAGAGGAGCAAAGACAUGGACGCCGCCUCGUCCUCAUCCAACCGACACUCGCCGCAGACGCACGACGCCUUUCUGUCGCUGCUCACCAACAAAGUGGAGGAGUACAGCAUCGGCUCGGCCACAGACCUGACAGAGAGCAGCUCGGUGGCGGACGGCGAUUGGACAAUGGUUGACGAGAACUCGUCCACUCUGAACCUGAGCCAGGCAGAGCUGGAGCACAUCUCUAUGGAGCUGGCCAACAAAGGGCCGCACAAGUCGCAAGUGCAGCUCAGGUACCUGCUGCACGUUUUCAUGGAGGCGGGCUGCCUGGAGUGGUGCGUGAUCAUCGGCUUGAUCCUGCGUGACGCCAAUGUCAUCAAGCAGGCCAUCGCGUUCCUGGCCAGCCCCGAAGUUCCUGUAGAAACCGUGCAGAGCGUGCGCAGCGGAUUAUUGGCUGUGGACGCCUGGACCUCCACUGACUGCCUGGGCUACAAAGCGUUCCUCAACGUCAUCCAGCCUCACCUGCAGCAACUGUUGGCGUCGGCGCCCGCCGAGCAAGUGCAACCAGAAGCCUUCCAACCUUCCGCCUGCCCGAGCGCCAAGCUCAGCGCUGGCGAAGGCCCGGGGGGCGUCGGCUCGGCCCGGCCCGAGGACGGCGGUGGAAGGUGCGCGGCCGCCGCCCCACUCGGACUGCUGGCACUCCCUUCUCUGGAGUCCAAACCGGUCAACGAGGAUAGGACCCCCGAUCAAACGGAGGAGCAGACAGAGGAGGAGGGCGCUUACGACUGCACCUUGUCCUGAACCCAUUUGAGCUUCUUGCUACACCCAGUAUUAUCAACCCUUCUUUAAAUUGGGAAUCAAUUCCCUCCCGACAGGAAGUAAAUUCCUUUCUGACGGCUUCUAAUUUUUUUUUCCUCAAGACUGUAAGAAGUGCCGUCAGAGUGGAAAGAACCCUCACAAACAACAAAAUGCGAUGUUUCAUACUUUCAUACCUCAUAACGGUUUUAAACAUAUUUUUUGACAGAUGUUAUUUUUCUACGCAACCAAAUCAUGAUGAAUGGAUUCUUACGAAUAUAUUAAAAAACAAGAAAAAGUAACAUUUCUACGGGGGGAAAAAAAAGGAUCUGUUCUCAUCAUUUUCCACAAUGUAUCUGGCCAGACCGCUGGACACUAUUGUUUUUACCACGUUGUAUUGUGCAUGGAGUUAAUUUUAAGGUAUUGGUCAACAUUUAUGAGAAGUAUUUAUUGUAAUUAUGAGCAUCAUCAUUUCCAAAUCCUUGAUUUUAUUUACAAUGAAUUUUUUUCUUAAAUCCAUCCAGGUGGUCUAAGAGCGUCAGUAUUAUAUCGUGCAAUGUAUCCAAAUGUUACUCGGCUUUAUUUCUUUCGGUUCACAAUUUACUUUUUGACCAAAUGUCACCCUAUUAAGUGGACGAUUACUGUUAAAUCGCAACGCAGACGGAAAACGUUGGAGCAGUGCCGUCGUCAUGCUGACGCUUUACUUGAAAAA
This is a messenger RNA of Syngnathus typhle (broad-nosed pipefish), 5518 nucleotides long. It is a transcript of the gene ric1, whose product is annotated as RIC1 homolog, RAB6A GEF complex partner 1. Gene Ontology annotation, molecular function: protein binding. NCBI's taxonomy places the organism in Eukaryota, Metazoa, Chordata, Actinopteri, Syngnathiformes, Syngnathidae. The record is from RefSeq and is a predicted model, not a curated record. Gene Ontology annotation, biological process: intracellular protein transport; retrograde transport, endosome to Golgi. The transcript is spliced from 27 exons. Gene Ontology annotation, cellular component: cytosol; Golgi membrane; Ric1-Rgp1 guanyl-nucleotide exchange factor complex. The coding region runs from base 472 to 4812 and encodes 1446 amino acids.